AUGCGGUUACCGCGGACCAGUUUCGUGAUCACUCUGCUGAUGAUAUCCGAAGCAUCAGCUCUACUUCCGUACAGCUUGCCUUAUCUCAGUGAGUCGCGAGAAGGCCUUUGGAAACAGAUCAUUGCUAACUCUCGUAGCGCCCGGCAAAGAGUCCCGGACGGCAGAACCGCCCCCAGGACGUUCAGUCAGAUUCGUCAGGGGUGCUACGGGCCUUCCAAGUGGCACUGGAAUACCCACGUCCCAACCGUCGUCCUCCUUCUCGACUCACAAUACAUCCGCCUCUGCUUCUACCUCCACCAAGCCCACCAGCCUAGCUCAGUCUCAACGUCCUCAUCUGGAACCAGCUUCGCGCACUACUCCAACAGCUCAUCACCUACCGUUGCACCAAGCUCCGGCACCACUGUCGAGAAUACUGCCACAGUCACUCUUACAUCGGCCACGGUCACCAGUACUGUCACAGUUGUCAAUCUCAACGGAUCACCCCUUCCGCUUGACCGGCCGGUUGUCACCUACGCCCCGCGAGGAGGUUCCCCCAUCACCAUCUCGUCAGGAUCCAUCGCACUGGGAUCUACGACUAUUGCUGUUCCAACAAAACCAACAACGUUGACCGCUGACGGCACUCCGAUCACCUUUGGCAGUCUGAGCACCACCCAGCAAGUUGUCACCUCAGUGAAACAGCCACCGAAGACCACGAAGCAGGAGACCCAGGAAAGCCCUACCCGGACAUCCAAGGCUGUACUUACAUCCUCCAUGCCUCCCUCUGAGACUUCCUACAUGGGCGAGGGGAACUCCCCCUUUGACCAUACGUGGGUUCCGCUUCCGGUUGUCGUUAAGCUAGACGGGAUUGAGUUUUAUCCCCCAACCGAACACGAAAAGCCAGUUGAGAUCUUUCUCAAGGACGGAAGCACCGCAACCCUUUCCUACAAGUCCUUGAAGAUCGCGGGCAAGACGGUCCAGAUACCUCAGGAAGUUUCAUCUACAAGUGUCAUUGAUGGUGUGGAGUUUUCACAACGCUCUUUCGACUCUCCCGAAGGUAGCCCUGGUGGCGGUGGUGGUACCGCAGCCGGGGGCAGCGCUGGUGCAUUUGGUGCUAUGAAGGGGAUUUUUGAAGGGCUUUCCGGAUCUGCAGGUCCAUUGGCUGAUGCCGUAGCCGGCUUCAGUGGCAAGGCCAUGCGUCUGGCUCUCAACGCACCUGGCGGGCCCCUAUCCGGCACACAGUUUGGUGAAGCGAUUGAACUGGCAGAUCUCACCCAAGAUGCCAUCAACCUUGCGAAGCAGACAUCUCAGUUUCAAAAUCAAGCGGAGUCUGUCCGAAUGAAUCAAGGAAAUCAGCCAGACGCCUUUCGAUCUAUCAACGGAAAGUUCUUUUCGGCUUACGCCCAUUCACGCAGGUUUGCGGCCUGGUCAUCGUCGACUGCCAAUAUGCUCCAGAACCUUCCCAAUAUUCCCACGGCGGUGCACGCUACAAUCAUGGAAAGAUUCGGAGACUUGUCGAUUCUUGGGAUGGCAGCUUUGAGUUUCGCAGCCGAUGCCUACGACGCCUACGCUGUUCUAAGCGCCGUCAACUGGGCCGAUGUAGAUGACGUGUUUGCUGGAAACCCCCAAGAACCGCCAAAUUCGACGACUGUAUCUCAACCAACCUCCACGACUAUCUUUGCCGAUCCCCCAAGCAAGUCUGGUACGCCGAAGAAGAAGGCUUCAUGGCCACCUAUUCCUCGAGGACCCACUGACAUGUUCAUGAUCACCGCCAAACGCGGGAAGGUCAGCACUUCUGUCUUCAAGAAGUUCACCAAGUACCUUGACAACGACGCUGGAAGUACUCUUGGUGCCGAGGAAUGGCUGCCCACGGAGAUGGCGUGGCCUGUAUACACUACCAACUUGACUGUGCUCAAAGCUGCAGGUAUCGCUCAGAUUCCCUGGGUGAGAAGUGUCACUCUUGAUAUUCCUUUCGACGUCCAAGAGUACGAGAGGGCUUCCGCCAUAAAGACCUCCGACUUCACGACCCCGAUCACGACGCCCGGCAGCACUCCUACCCGAAGCCCACUAUACAAGCGGCGCCCUGCGCCUCCUGAUGUCAGACCAAACAGCCCGGCGCAUCUCAGGAUGAUUUCAGGAGAUUCCAGACAAGACUACCGGUAUCAUUCCUCACUGGGCCGAGGCGUUACCAUAUUCAUAAUUGACACUGGUUUCAAUUUGGGUCAUCAGGAACUCGCUCCAGGCUCAAGAAAAGUCAAGGACUACUACGUCAAAAACGAGAACGCAGUCGACUUGUCCAAGGUUGCACUCGACAAGCUCGCACCGGAUAACUCGGAGGACUACUUUCACGAUGGCCAGCGCAGGAUAGGACACGGUACCUCCGUAGCUUGCGUUGCUGGAGGCACCACCUUAGGCGUGGCAUCGAAUGCUGAUCUGUACCUCCUCAAGUGGAAGGCGGCACAGAAACGAAACAACGGCAGCUACGGGCCAAUCCAGAGCCGACGGGUAGCACUCAUUGAUGCUUUUAACCACAUUCGAGCUCAGAUCCUGCGUGCGAACCCUUCGCUUAAGGGCAAGGCGGUUGUGAAUGUCUCUUUCGGUAUCAAAAGAGACAUCGCCCUUUUUGAUGACAUCCAGGCCGACUUUGAGGCGUUCAUCGAAGACCUGGAGGAACUGGGUGGUGUCUUCGUCAUGGCUGCCGGGAACGCCGCUCAAUCCCCGUCGCCGGACAGACUAGGGGACCAUCUUCCGCAACUUCUUGGAACACAAGAGAACUCACUUAUUACCGUCGGAGGAGUUCAUGCUGAUGGAUCACUUCAAGCGACCUCUGAGCCAGAAGGGAAGAUGAAAGGCGACCCGCCAAUGCAGGAUGGCAGCCCUCAUCCCAACGCUAAUCGUCGUGGAAGCGUUACCAUCUACGCACAGGCCGAAGAUGUGACGGGCUGCAUCGGUGACCCGGCCGACACUAGAAGCACUGUGAAGAUGACAGGGAACAGUUUCGCUUCUCCAGCAGUGGCCGGCUUGGCAGCCUACCUCUUGGCACAUCCCGAUUUCAGUGACGUUUUCGAGUACAAGGAGAAGUCACAACGAGAACCAGACUAUCGCAGUGUUGGUCUCCAGAUGAAGCAGGUCAUCGAAGCGUUUGCCUCUUUCCAAUGGGUACCGCAAGAGGCGGUGUUCAAUCGCUUCAGAGAGUAUGAACGGGAGGAAUAUGAACUUCCCAAGCGCGUCCGGAUUGCAUACAACAUGGUGGAUGGUCCGAAACGCGACGUAUACCUUCACCCGCGUGUCAACUACUGUGCCUCCCACAUCCAUGGCAUCGACGUCAACUGGCGAGGCGACGCUAACGUUCAAGCCUACCACAUUGACCGGAAGCACCUCAACGACAGCGACUUCCAGCCCAGUUUUGACCUGCAACGAAGACAACAAUGCGAAUGCGUCGACCCGAAGGAGGAAGACAACGUUCCCGCCGUUUGUACUGUUGACGAAGACUGCAAGGCCCUGGCCUGCGAUGCCCCAAAGAAGAAGUCCUGCGUAACGACUAUCCCUAUGGGUGCAUUUGCCAUCCGGUAA
Messenger RNA from Colletotrichum chrysophilum, 3549 nucleotides. RefSeq lists its product as uncharacterized. Gene Ontology annotation, biological process: proteolysis. The coding region runs from base 1 to 3549 and encodes 1182 amino acids. Gene Ontology annotation, molecular function: serine-type endopeptidase activity. The transcript is spliced from 7 exons. The record is from RefSeq and is a predicted model, not a curated record. NCBI's taxonomy places the organism in Eukaryota, Fungi, Ascomycota, Sordariomycetes, Glomerellales, Glomerellaceae.